GUCUCCUAUUAUCAUUCUUGGAAAUUCAUUAGUCGUUUUUCAGUUUGGAAAGAUCCCUUGAAGAAAUUUAGAUCUUGGCCUUCUAAUCGCAUCAUCGUAUCGAUGGCAAUUGCCGAUCUUCUGGUCGGUAUAGUGGUGUGUCCAUUAAUGGUGUACUGGGGCUGGGCCAUUUUUCAGCAGGAAAAACUGACAACGUCAGUGCUAAAAUCCUUUUUUGUCUUGACAGAUGUUAGUUCGGGACACGUGUUACUUCUCACUGGAGACAGGGUAUUUGCUUCAGUGACCCCUUUGCAGUAUCGAGUUAAAGUAACAAAUAAACGAGUUCGCAUCGCAAGUGUUACAUGUUGGGCGUAUUUCAUACUCUUUGGAUGUGCAUUUGGUUUGUGGGAAAAAGGAUACAUCAUUCUGGUAACAAUAUUCAUUGUACAAAGCCUCUUCAUUCUUAUAAGCAUUUUGGUUUUAAACUUGGUCAUUUUAUUUGCCUUUCGAAAGCACCGCAAGACUACAGCAGCACAAGACCAGUCGACGGCAAAUAACGAAAUAAUGCUUCAAACGGAAAGGAAACAAGGCCAUCGCAAUCGUGAUCUCUGCGUUUCUUAUAUGCUCUGUGCCGUGGUAUAUAGUGCAGUUUUUGUUGUACUUUUGUACUUCAUGCAGCCGCCAUUUAUGGUUGUUGCUGUUGGGUCAUACAGUGACGGCUGCUUUAUUGUAUGCUAACUGUGGAGUAAAUCCAUUUUUGUACGCAUGGUGGCUUCCCCGAUACCGAGAAACCUUUAAACACUUUUGGAAAAAACGGCAAGAGUGUUGCUUUAGUCAAAACAGCCGAAGCGAAAACUAUGUUUGUGAAACAAGACUUUAAUGAUUUAAGGAGAAGGCUGAGUAAGUGUGUGUAGAAUCCCAGUUGAUUUGUUUCCUAAAUAUUGCUCUGCCACAGAUAUGCAAAUGUCAAGCUUCCAAGAUCAACUUUCAUGACUAAUAACUAUUGGUAGUCGCCAUCAACCAGGUGCUCUUACCGAUGUAAACCCGGCAAAACGUUUUAUUACACAAAUGCGACAAAGAAGCCAUCUACACACAGAAGAUGCAAUUAGAUUAGAUAAGAACGGAGCGUUAUAGUACCCACCUACCGAAAUAAUAACACUCACAUAAAUGUUUAGUAUUUCUCUAUAAAUAAGGAUUCUGGUGAAAGUAUUAAUUAAAAAUGAUAAGGAUUCUGCAUGAAAGCACUGUAAGAGAUCCUGAGUUCAACUGCGUUUCAGUGUUUACACAGAUUUUCUCACAAAGAUUUGAGACUUGGCCAAUGAUCAGCGAACAAAUAUUUUUUAUUCUUUAAAGAAGGACAUUCAAGUCUGUAAAACGUGAUAAAUGAAUCGCUGACACAUGUAUUUUGUUUCAGAAAAUAAUAUCUUUCCGUAAUUAACCUUAACGAAGAAACUUUACAUGUGCACUGUGAAAGUGGGAAAUAACUUCGUUUUUCUCGUAUUGAUUUUAGGAAAACGCUGAAGCGAAAACAGAUUUAAAAUUGUCGAGUUUUUCUUGCUGUAAUCAUGCGAACCUUGAUACUUUAUGUGUGUUCGCAGCAGUGGAUUACGGGUAAAGUCAGUCAGCAUUCAGAUUUCCCUACAGGACACUCGGAAAUGGCCUAUCAUUUGGCAUGCUAUUGCGUGUGUUAUGCGCCCUAAAAACGAGUUGAGUCGUUCUAAACUUAUCAGGUAAAAAUAUUGUCAAAAAUCUACUGCUAAAACACAAGCAAACACACGCGCAGAAUAUUCACACUGUUAUCUUUAACCUAAUAAUUUUGCAAUAAAGUCUUGGUCUUUGACUCCACGGUAAAAUAUACAUGUAAACAUAUCAGGUCCAAAAAAAUAAUAUUAACUUCAAACAGAACGAGAUAGAAAUCUAUUUAAAAUUCAUGCGGCCGGUAAAAUCGCGCAGAAUAACGAUCAUGGAGUUAUCAGCCUCAAGGAAGAACUGAAGUCUACCCCAGCGAUUAUUGCUCGUUCAGGUCACCGAAAGGUUAUUUCAAAAUAACAAAAUCCAAAGGCGCAUUAACAAAAGACGUGAACGUGCACAAAUUACAAGAGAAUUUAAACAAGAGACAUGACUACCAAAUAGUUUCUAUUUCGACAACACAUGAAUCAUUAAAACUUUCUAUUGUUCAAAUGACAAGUAACUUUCUUCGUAGUUCUUCUCUUGAUUCAAGAAAUAAGAUCAGCUGUAAACUGAUCACGAAAACUAGAAUGAUUGAAAAGGUCUGCCAUAACUUGCUUGGAUGGUUGAGGGAGGUUUCUUUGUUUAAUGACUAUGACGUCGUAAGACAUCGCUCACUCGAAGUUAACACUGUAGCAUUUUAAUUUGACACGAUUCGAAUAUAUACCACCCAACCUACAGCCUUAGUAUAUGGACUUGACCAGAACAGAAAAACUGAAAUUUUAGAUCUUACCAGUAACUUAAAACGGCUGCAAUCACAGACAAUACCGAUUUCUUCAAUAUUACAAGCGACAAAGUUUUACGUGACGUGUGGCUGACUGGGGCGAAUUCAAAGACCAUAUCAAUGACUAUUUUUAUUCCUUCGAUGGUCCUGUCUCCAGUUAUCGUUUGUGGAAACUUACUGGUCGUUUUAUCAGUUUGGAAAGAUCCUCUGAAGAAACUCAAGUCUUUGCCAUCUAAUCACAUCAUCGCAUUGAUGGCAAUUGCCGAUCUUCUGGUCGGUUUAGUGGUGUGUCCGUUAAUGGUGUACUGGGGCUGGGCCAUUUUCAAGAGCAAAAAUCUGACAUUUCCAGUGCUCAAAGCUUUUUCCGUCUUAGUGGAUGUUAGUGCGCGACACGUUCUACUCCUUACUGUCGACAGGGUAUUUGCUUAG
This is a messenger RNA of Porites evermanni, 2860 nucleotides long. NCBI's taxonomy places the organism in Eukaryota, Metazoa, Cnidaria, Anthozoa, Scleractinia, Poritidae. The record is from the annotation of a GenBank genome assembly.